Messenger RNA from Papilio machaon (common yellow swallowtail), 1249 nucleotides. RefSeq names its product protein Wnt-6 (gene Wnt6). Gene Ontology annotation, biological process: neuron differentiation; canonical Wnt signaling pathway; cell fate commitment. The record is from RefSeq and is a predicted model, not a curated record. The transcript has 6 exons. Gene Ontology annotation, cellular component: extracellular region. NCBI's taxonomy places the organism in Eukaryota, Metazoa, Arthropoda, Insecta, Lepidoptera, Papilionidae. The coding region runs from base 188 to 1249 and encodes 353 amino acids. Gene Ontology annotation, molecular function: cytokine activity; frizzled binding.
CCCGCCGGCUGGGAUCCACUCACGCAACGCCGCGAAAUUCGGUACUGUUUUUCGAAGUACAUCGAACGAGAACUUUAAGAAUUAUCGCGAGAUAUUGAGCAUUGUUAUAGGACUGGUAUGUGUUCAAUAAGGAUUAGAGAGGCGAUAGCUGGGGGAGGGGUGGUCGGCCAGUGAUGUCCGUCGAGCGAUGCGGCCGGUGGUCAUCGCCGCAUGUUUGCUGCUGCUAGCGCCCAUCACCGACUCCUGGUGGGCGUCCGGCAGCGCAGUGAUUCUCGACCCGCGAAUGGUUUGCAAGAAAAAUCGCCGAACGAAAGGACGUUUGGCGCAAAUUUGCAAAAACGAAACGGGUUUGUUGAAGGAAAUCACGAAGGGCGUUACGCUCGGGGCAACGGAGUGCGCCUUUCAGUUUAGAAACCGUCGGUGGAACUGCACCACACAGAGACGCAGCAUGAGGAAAAUAUUAUUGAGAGAUACUCGAGAAACGGGCUUCGUGAAUGCGAUCACCGCCGCUGGGGUGACAUACGCCAUCACACGAGCCUGCACUGCGGGAGCCUUGCUAGAGUGUUCUUGUGAAAAGGAAGUACCCAAACCACGUCGUGGAAAGGUUACGCCGGUACCCAUUCCUCCUUCCCCGGUGGAAACGGAGCGAUGGCAAUGGGGAGGCUGCAGUGAUAACAUACGCUUCGGCCUGAUGAAGUCCAGGGAAUUUAUGGACAGUCGUUACAAAAAACGAAGUGAUAACAUAAAGACUUUGAUAAAACUCCACAACCAUAACGCUGGGAGGUUGGCGAUCAAAAAUAACAUGAGGGUAGAAUGCAAAUGUCAUGGACUGUCAGGUUCAUGUACUCUCCGCACCUGCUGGUGGAGAAUGCCUGCUUUUAGGGAAAUUGGAAAUCGACUCCGUGACAGAUUUGAAGGAGCUUCAAAGGUAAUAUCGAACAACAAUGGGGAAGGUUUUAUGCCAGAGAGUCCCAACCUAAAGAGUCCUGGCAAGAAAGAUAUAAUUUACUCCGAGGAAUCGCCAGAUUUUUGUACACCUAACAUGAAGACUGGAUCUUUAGGUACAGAAGGUCGUCAGUGCAACAUCAGUUCUGCCGGAACGGAUAGCUGUGACCAACUUUGUUGCAGACGAGGCUACAAACAAACUACAGUAAAAGAGUCAGAAAACUGUAAUUGCCAAUUUAAAUGGUGUUGCGAAGUAAUUUGUCAAACUUGUUACAUUAAGCGAGAUAUACAAACGUGCCUAUAA